UAGAAAAUGUGGGUUUAGAACGUGUGUGUUAUAACAUUGUUUGUCCGAAAUAAAGAAAAUUUAUUUAUUUAUUUAAAAUGAAUGAUUAAUUUAAUGCAAAUUUUCCUUAAUAACAAACAGCAUAUAAUCCAAAGCGACUUUCCUUAUAUGAUACCAUUGUGGUUGCAUGUGUGACGCAAAUUAAUAUUAAUAAUCAGCCUUCAGUCAGAAUGUCGGAAAUACAUAAUGAUAAUCCAGUUCUCAGUGAUAGUCGUGUUACCCCGGCAAAAGUGAGUUUAUUAAAUUUCCAGACAUAUUUUUUUCAGAAUAAUUGAUGUCGUCGUGUUAAUAAUGCUGCUGAAAGAAGCCAUCGUUCUGUGCGUGUGUGUAGUUGGAACACUAUCGAGUGAUUUUCAUAAAACACCGAAAAUCGACCUAAAAACAACCACGGAACCGAUUCUGACAACAAGUUAUAAGUUGCCAGUACAUAUGACGGACACCAGGACUACAAAAACUAAGAUAAACUCAACUAUGACUACAACAGACUUAACUACAAAAAAUGAUGUAACUAUAGAAAUGCCGAUAUUGCCUACAGCACGCACCACUGAGAGUAAAAGUCGGUUUCCUACUACAGAUUCUAGUACCACUGAAGAAAAAUCGUUUUUCUCUACAAAGUCUAGCGUUACUGAGACUACAAGUUCUAGCAUCUUAUACAAAACUACUGAAGAAUCAACUACGGAAAUUACGGAUACCUCUACUGUGACUUUAAAUCCCAGCUUAAUGACGACAACAGAAGAGUUAGCCAUGACUACUAAUGCUACAAAUGAUACUACGGUUGCACCAACUCUGACUACUCCCAGUACCACGGUGAUAGGUUCCACUUCUAGUGAGAAUACGGAAGUAUUUAUCUCAACUAUAGAACACACUGCAAACACAGGAAGAGGAUCAACUCUGGCUACAGGAUACAUUACGAGAAAGAUUAUAGAAGCAUCAACAACUACGAAUAGCAUAAUUGGCACUAAGACAGGGUCAAUAUUGAUUACAGAUCCCAGAACAACAGAGACCAUUGGAUUAUCAACUCCAGAUUUCACCACUACAGAGAGUAGAUAUUUAACUGUAACUACAAGCGAUAGUCCCAGUUUGACAAAAAAUAAUAAAUCAACUACUACUACAGCUCUUAGCACGAUUGAAAGUAAAAGUGGGUACUCAACUACUGAUUAUAACACAAGGACUUUGAGUGUGUCAACUGCGAUUAUAGAUUCAGAUAAAACUAAGACUAGUAUAGGGUCCAUUUUUACUACAGAUUUCAGCACGACAGAGACGUCACAUACAUCAACUAUGACUAUUGAUAACGUCACGGGUGCAUCAACUCUAUCUACUCAUUUCAGCAUGACUCAGGGAGCUGAAGUGUCAAUUUCAACUACAGAUUCUAGCACCACGAUGGCUACAGUUGUGUUCACCAAUACAAAUCCCAGCGCGAGUGUUACAGAAUUUUCUACUCUAACUACAAAUUCUAGUACCAAAGAGCCAACUUUGACUUUGAAUUUUAACCCAACGAAGAAUACUGGAAAGCUGAAUCUGACACAGAUCGCUGGGACUUCGGAGACUUUAACUAGUACUUCGAUGACUGCUAGAGUGCCAAUUGCUACUACUUACAUUACUAAGACUACUUCAACUACAACUUAUAACGCAGCAGAAACUACAAGCUCGUCUACUCUGACUUUUAAUUUCAGCACAAUUGAGACUUUAAAAGCUUCUAUACCGAUAGAUUUUAGUACCUUGAGGACAAAACUGUCAAAAGUGAUAGAAAUGUUAACUCUGACUACGAAUUUAAAUGCCACAAAUACUACAGCGUCGACUUUUACUACAAAUUCAACUAUGUCUACAAAACCGCCAGCUCUCUCGACUUUUUCCAUUAUAUUUAUAGCCAUAAUAUCAAGUUUAAUGGUAUUGCUGUUAGUAUCUGUAUUUAUAUAUAGAAUCCGACGGCGUGUCGGAUCCAAACUGACUAAUUCAGAACAGGAAUAUGAACUAGACUCUAACAAUCUAUACUUCAGUCGUGAUGUAAGUGUACCUGACGUUUAUGAUAAUCGUUUUGGAACUGUCACGCCCAUCAGCAGAAUAAAGAGGGCACCAAAGCCACAGGAUCUUGACUCGUUAGAGCGCUUUGAAUGAUGAUUUUAAUUUUACUGAUCAACUUUAAACGUCCGAAAAAACUUCUCGCCGCGACUCUUCAACUUGUACAUCAAUGCGCUCAUAGAGGAUCUCAGCAGUACUAGAGUUGGAUGUGCAACUGCCGGGGAGAUGGUAAACAAUAUUAGCUACGCGGAUGACAUCGAGCUGCUGGGGCCCUCUGUUUGUGCAGUCAGAAAACUUUUGAGUAAGUGCCGUGACUCAGGGACUUAGGUACAAUGUGGCUAAAAGUGAGGUUCUUGUUUUCCAGCAUAGCAUAAGGUGGAUAGAGUACCGGAAAUCUCACUGUACGGAAUACCUCUGAAUAGGACCAAUAAAUUCAAGUACCUGGGUCACUGGGUCACGGAGUGCCUCUCGGACAAUCCAGACAUUGAGAGGGAGCGUAGGGCGUUGGCUGUCCGGGGCAACAUGGUGGCUUGCAGGUUUGCACGAUGUACAAGGGAAGUUAAGAUAACUCUGUUUAAGGCAUAUUGCCAAUCCUUUUACACGUGCAGCCUGUGGGUCAACUAUACUUAGAGGACAAUCAGCGCCUUACGCGUUCAGUACAAUAACAUAUUUAGGAUGCUGUUGGGUCUCCCUAAAUUCUGUAGCGCGUCGGGUAUGUUUGAGGAUACGCGAGUAGAUGGUUUCCAUGCCAUAAUGCUUCCCUUAUGCGCCGAGUACGUGAGAGCUCCAACAGCAUCCUAAAUCUGGUGGCUAAUAGGCUGGAUGGUCCUAUAGCAAGGCACUGGGAUAGCCUCCAUGUCCCACAUUAUCCUUAUAGCUUAGAAUAAUAUUAAGUCUUGACAUUUUAAAAAAAAUUGACUGCGCAUAUCUUUAGAGCAUUGAACUUUAAAUUUAAUUCUAUUUUAUGGUUUUUAAUUUUUUAUUAUUGUAAUAAUCAGUUAAUUUUAUUUUAACAUAAGCUAUCAAUGAAUUGUUAAGUUAUUUUUAUUUUAUCAAUCAUCAAAUGCUCAGUUAAUUUAAUUUUAA
Messenger RNA from Cydia pomonella (codling moth), 3144 nucleotides. RefSeq names its product serine-rich adhesin for platelets-like. The transcript has 2 exons. Bases 331 to 2154 code for a protein of 607 amino acids. Lineage: Eukaryota; Metazoa; Arthropoda; Insecta; Lepidoptera; Tortricidae. The record is from RefSeq and is a predicted model, not a curated record.